UCAAGAUGGCGACCCGGCGAGACGUAUGCGUCAUUUCCGGCCUUACGAAAUAUAUAAAGAGCAGGAUUUGCGCUUUCACUUUCCCAGCUUUAAAGAUUUCUCCGCCCCAACAUGCCGCUCGCGAAAGACCUCCUACACCCCUCUCCCGAGGAGGAGAAGCGCAAACACAAGAAGAAGCGCCUGGUGCAGAGUCCCAACUCGUAUUUCAUGGAUGUAAAGUGCCCGGGGUGCUAUAAAAUCACCACUGUCUUCAGCCAUGCACAAACGGUGGUUCUCUGUGUCGGAUGCUCCACUGUCCUCUGUCAGCCUACUGGAGGAAAAGCAAGACUUACAGAAGGAUGUUCCUUCAGACGGAAGCAGCACUAAUGACAGAUUCAGGAUGAGUAAGGAACUAUAAAAAAUAAACUAAAUUUGAUACA
Antechinus flavipes (yellow-footed antechinus) is the source of this 419-nucleotide messenger RNA. RefSeq names its product 40S ribosomal protein S27. The transcript has 4 exons. Gene Ontology annotation, molecular function: structural constituent of ribosome; RNA binding. NCBI's taxonomy places the organism in Eukaryota, Metazoa, Chordata, Mammalia, Dasyuromorphia, Dasyuridae. Gene Ontology annotation, cellular component: ribosome; cytosolic small ribosomal subunit. The coding region runs from base 112 to 366 and encodes 84 amino acids. Gene Ontology annotation, biological process: ribosomal small subunit assembly; translation. The record is from RefSeq and is a predicted model, not a curated record.